AUGAUUAGAGAGAAAGAAAGCUCAAAGCAAGAAAAGGUAUUAGAACUGGAGAUCAGAGAAAAGUCAGAGCCAUCAAUGAUCACAACACCACACCCAACUAAAUCAAUGGUACCAUCGCCAGGUCUUACCGUAGAGAAGGGAGAAGAGUCAGAGUCAUCAAGUUUUGAUGGUACUUCUACAACUAGCACUACGAGUAAUGAAUUGUCGUCGCUUUUAUCAACACUAUCAGUAUCAGAAAGCUCUUCGCAGACUCGACUACCACCACCCGAAAUCAAAGAUGAUAAACCAAAUAUUAUUCCUAUCAUAUCAUCAAUGUGUGGUGAUAAAAGCAUAGAUUUCUUCUUUAAUGAACAAAAGAAGUGUUUGGUGGCUAAAGUUGAUCAAGAUGAAUUCUCAGUGGUACUUCCUCCAAUUAGAGAUCAAGAACACGUAGCAUUGUCACCGGUUCAUCGUCUUCGAAUGUUGCUGAGGAAUAGACUUGUCAGUCCCUCUAUUCAAACCUCAACCAAACAAAUUAAUUUUGUAACUGGUCCACCAAUUGAAUCUUGGGAGAUUCUGAAAACCUACCCAUUGAAGUAUGAUCACCGCCUUGUACGAUCAAACGGAACCAUUAGCUUUAGUUUUUGUAAUACUGUUAAAACUUUGGAUGUUCACAACGAUACUUGGUCGAUUCAAUCAUUUCAAACCAAUCAAAUUACAGCCAUGGCAGAGAGUCCCGAAGGAGUAUUAAUCGUGGGUGACAAUGCUGGUGUUCUUCAUCUAUCGUUGGACGAUAUGAUACAUGUGAACAAAGGGCCCAUUGAAAGGAUCACAUUUAUCAAUCAAAAUCAAGUUGUGGUUGGCCACCAAAAUUGUAUUUCGUUGGUUUCUCUUCAGUUAAAGGAAUUUAUUAGAGAGUGGACUGGCGCCAACAAGUUCUUCUGCUUAAGUAAUGGCAACAUUAUAAUACAUAGAGGAAAUAGUUUGUCCACUGUCGAAAUUAAAUUAAAUGAAUCAACAGAAACCGUUUUAUCAAAGAAUAUAGGUGGUGUUGUAUAUGCUCAUGACUCAUCUUUAUUUGUAUCAGAAGAAAAAGAUAAAACAUGCCUGUUGGACUACACGGGAGAAAGAAUACCAUUUGGUAAUGUUCCUAUUGGUAAAUUGUUUUUCAAACCUCUAGACAACAAUAGAAUUGUAUAUGCCUACGGUACAUUUGGAAUGGAAAUAUAUGAUAGAUUAAAAGAAAAACCGACCCAACACACACCUAAUAAGCAUAACUCUUGGUGUAUAAAUUGUUCAACAAUUCUAUCUGAUGGUUCAAUAAUCUAUGCAACGGAUCGACGAGAAGCAGGUAUUCAUCACAUUCAAUAUAUUGAUAAACCCGAUAUGACAUCCUCGCCCGCCGGUGCCAAUUCAAUUAGCGAACUAAAAGAAAUGGCUGAUGGUUUGGUUGUUGGUUUUUGUGGUAAUGCAUUAGUUGUUUUGCAACCAGUCAUCUUGAUGCCCAUUUCUUCAAUGUGUGGUGACAAAAUAAUAUAUUUCUUCUUUAAUGAACAAAAGAAGUGUUUAGUGGCUAAAGCUGAUCAAGAUGAAUUCACAGUAGUACUUCCUCCAAUUAGAAAUCAAAAUCACGUCGCAAUUUCACAACUUGGUCGCCUUAAAAUAUUGUUAAGGAAUAGACUUGUAAAACCAGAGAUUAAUCAAACAAACAAACAAAUUACUUUUGUAACAAGAUCACCAAUUGUAGAUUGGAAGAAACUUCACAAUCCCUCGUUAAAUUACCGGUGCUAUCUUGUACGAUUGAAUGGAACUAUUAGCUUUGGUAUUGGUAACGCUGUCGAAACUUUUGAUAUCCACAGUAACACUUGGUCAACACAGGUCUUUCAAACCAAUCAAAUUACAGCCAUGGCAGAGAGUCCCGAAGGAGUAUUAAUCGUGGGCGAUAAUGCUGGUGUUCUUCAUCUAUCAUCGGACGAUAGUAUAUCUUUGAAUAAAGGGACCAUUGAAAGGAUCACCUUUAUCAAUCAAAAUCAGGUAGUGGUUAGACAAUAUAAUUAUUUUAAAAAUAUUACAAACUAUAGUAAUAAUACAAACUAUAAUAUUUAUAAUACCAACUAUAAUAAUAAUAAUAAUAAUAAUACAAACUAUAAUAAUAUUACAAACUAUAAUAAUAUUACAAACUAUAAUAAUAAUAAUACCAACUAUAUUAAUAAUAUUAAUACAAACUAUAAUAAUAAUAAUAUUUAUAAUACAAACUAUAAUAAUAAUAAUAUCAUGAAUAACAAUAAUAAUGUAAAUGAUCAUCAUUAUAAUAAUAACUAUAACGUACAAAAUAACUAUAGUAGUAUUUCAUUGGUUUCUCUAAAAGAUAAGAACACAGAGCGGUUGGGAAUUGACACAGAGUUCUUUUGUUUAAGUAAUGGCAAUAUUAUAUUGCAUGAUGCUAAAUCGAAAAAAUUGAAAACAACCCAAUCUAACAUCUGUUUGGAGAAUAAUAUAGAUAGGGUUGAAUAUGCCCAUGACUCAUCUUUAUUUGUAUUGGAAAAAGAUCAAAUAUAUAUGUUGGGUCCCAACCCUGGAGAAAGAAUACCUUGUGGACAAAAUACCCAAUAUUGGACAAAUUUAAAAUAUACAAACGACAAUAGAAUUGUGUAUCGAGAUGGUGAUUCAAUGAAGAUAUCUGAUCGAGGAGAUAUCUUGUUCAACUUUAACUUUGGGGUUGGUCAUUCGAUCGGUUCUACGACAAUUCUUUCAGAUGGUUCAAUAAUCUAUCCAAUCGGUAAUCGCCUUCAACACAUCCAAUCCAAUCAUGAUACGAUACAAAGUACCCAAGAUCAUUUCAGAAUUGGUCUUUUAGAAGAAUUUGCUGACGGUCUGGUUAUUGGUUUUUAUCAAGGCGGCGUUGUUAUUCUCGAGCCAGUCAUUAAAGCUCUCGAUCAAUGGAAUAGUUUCAAGAUUGAGCAACUGGGUUUGAAACUCAAACAUGACUUUACCCAACUCAACUUGUACCACGAGCUCGCCGUUAUUGUUUCAGAUCCCUACAAGACAUAUAUAAACGGGAUGGAAUCAGCAAUGAAACUAAACAACAUUUAUCAAGCUCGAAGAUUCUAUGAAAAGGCUAAACGUUGUACAAGUGGCCUACUAAAGAUAGAAACAGCCAUUAGAUUCUACGAGUAUUUAAAAAGUACUCCAUAUAAACAUCAACGUCGAGUUGUUGCAUUGGAACUAUUCAAACAAACAGGCAACAAAAAAUAUAUGAAAGAAUUUAACCGAAAUUACAAAUCAAGAUUAAUCAUUGGCGAAGGGAAUUUCUCAUACACCAAAUCACUGUUGGAUGAACACUCACAAUUGGAAGGAUUGGGGAAAUCAAUCAUUGCAACAGAAUUACAAAACAAUAAUAACCCUAAUUAUCCCAUUGAACAGUUACAGAAAAAGGGUGUCAAGAUUUUAUUUGGAAUCAAUGCUAAAGAAAUUGACCAACUUUUUAAAGGUCAAAGAUUCAAGAGAAUCCACUGGAACUGUCCAUUUCGUGGAUCAGGUGAAGCAGGAUUUGAGCAAGUCAUUCCCAAUUUCUUUCAAUCUGCUUCACAAUUACAAAUACCUGGAGAUAGAAUUCACAUCUCUCUCGAGCAACCCACUUCAAACGGUAACACCUACUAUCAAACAAGACAAGGAGAGAAUCCUAUUGUCAAAGGAUCGAUUAUGGCAAACUAUAAACUAAUUAGAAAAAGAAGAUUUGGUGAGAGAUAUCCCAACUAUAAACACAAAAUGACUUCUGCAGAUAAACCCUACAUCCACGAUACUACAGUUAUAAGAGAGUUUGUCUUUGAAAAGGUUGUCAGUCUACCCUCAAUCCAAGAUCGAGGCAAAGUUAAAAAUUACAAGAUUGAAGGUGCAUCGAUAGACGAAAACAAUAAGGAAAAUUAUGAUAAUGCAUACUUUUCUUGUAGUUCUGAUGAUGACUCUUCAGAUUACUGUGAUAGUGACUAA
This is a messenger RNA of Cavenderia fasciculata, 3969 nucleotides long. RefSeq lists its product as uncharacterized. The record is from RefSeq and is a predicted model, not a curated record. The coding region runs from base 1 to 3969 and encodes 1322 amino acids. Gene Ontology annotation, biological process: rRNA base methylation. Gene Ontology annotation, molecular function: rRNA (uridine-N3-)-methyltransferase activity. Lineage: Eukaryota; Evosea; Eumycetozoa; Acytosteliales; Cavenderiaceae. The transcript has a single exon.